AUGUUAAAAGGGGACUCACCAAAAGAGUGGAACAGACUAGUCAAUCUUCACAAACCUAUCACGACCCAAGUCUGGGAAAGGCUUUACCCAAAGCUAUUACGUCUGCUCAAAUUUAGCAAACGUCGAGCAAAGUUCGCACGCGCUGAAACCCGACGUUUGGACCGGCACAAAGUUGUAGAAGAAAUGCUGGUGCAAACCAGAGGAACUUUGCGCGCGUCUGUCGAGAUGGCCAGUAUCGGUCAUGGUUCAAUAACUAACAAUGGCACAGCAUAUAUGCCUUUCCCAACCUUGGUUGAGCUCCUCGAUUAUCCCGUAUUCAAGGACCUGAUUGAGACAGAUCGUUCUAUUGGAGCUACCAAGAUUAAGUUUCUGGACAACUUCAUCGUCGUCAGUAAAGCCAUCUUCGAUUGGCGUGCUGGACUCGAAGGAUAUUUAGCUGGACUCGUGAAUUACGGCCGAAGUAUCAGGAAACGGGAAUGUUACCCUGGUAACGAAUUUAUUGGAGAGCCAGCACAAAUUUCUUCUGAAUUUACUGCUGCAUCAUAUGCGUUCAUAACGCCUCAAAACAGUAUCCUAUUUCGGGCAGACAGUGUUUUCUUAUAUGAUUUGUAUCCGUUGCAAGUGGUAUUCUACCCUGGAAGCUUUACGCAGCACUUGGAUAAGGAACUUAAAACACCACGGUCGAAUGAGGAUGGCAAAUCUGCGCUAGAUUCAUUCUUUUCAAAAGUCAAGUAUGAUACCCAAGGCGCUGGCUGCGCCGCAGCACUGUUAAAAGAGCUCGGUCGCCCAGAUAUAUCACAUGUGGAAAUGGAAGCACUGGGCGAGCGAUAUGCGGUUACAAAUGGUUCUCAGAUCCAUCUAAGACCAAGAAUUGUCUUUAACAAUGUUCACGAUUGGAAUGCCUGGUCCGAGCGACCACUUGUAAGGCUGUUGAAUAGUCAGGAAAUCAAUGCCCACAAUGCUAGAACGUGUUCGAUAUAUGCUGGUGGAAGGACGGUAGCUUGUCGGAUCUGCUCCGAUAUCAAGGUUUCGUGGUCUGAUGCCCACAUGCUCACAAUGCUUCACUUGCGGUAUUGCCACGAUGUGCUCCAGCCGGUGGUUGGUGAACACUAUUUUAAUCUAUCGAUCGAAUACCCGAGUUCUGAUGGCCAGAUCCUUGGGACUACCAACACCGCGUAUUCUGGGAGUUGA
This is a messenger RNA of Rhizoctonia solani, 1191 nucleotides long. RefSeq names its product reticuline oxidase. The transcript has 5 exons. The record is from RefSeq and is a predicted model, not a curated record. NCBI's taxonomy places the organism in Eukaryota, Fungi, Basidiomycota, Agaricomycetes, Cantharellales, Ceratobasidiaceae. The coding region runs from base 1 to 1191 and encodes 396 amino acids.